GUUUUUUGCUCAUUGACAAACUUUUUCUCAUCCUGUCUCACACGCAAAGCUUUUUAUCCGGAGAGCGACAGCUAAGCACAAUUACAAGAUUGCGAAUCUAGGCUCGGGCGAGGCCGGCGCAAUCGGGGACUCUGACAGCUUAUCGGAAUCUGCGGUUAAUUAUAACGGCAGAAGUGAUUGGAAUAUGACUAAACUUGAGUAAAAAUAGCAUUACAAAAUAAAUCAGGAAGAUUCCCCGCAUCAAAUAAUUUAUCGAUAUAAAGCUUGAAAACUGAAUCGUGACAGUUCAGAUCGAGAACGACAGAACCACGAACCCUCUACGACAACGACAACGAACCCUCUACGACUACAUCUCGUUUCUAGUCAACGACCACUUGUACUAUUCAACAUGGUGAAAGUAUUUAUUAAGAACUCUUUCCCAAUAUUUAUCGUAAUGCUUGGAUUUUUGUUCCUGUUUAUCGACGACUGUAAUCCAUUGCCUCGCUUUCUGGAAAAAGCUGGGACAAUGAAGAAAGAGGCUAAAACAUACGAUGCACUUGGAUCCAUACUUCUUGACACCGCUAGUAUGAGACUUCAACAGCUAAAACAACAACAACAACACGAACAACAACAACAACAGAGAAGUGAACUUUUUUCCGGAUUUCAUGAAGAUAUCAGUAAUAACGAAAGGCAUAUGACGAGAGUCAAGCGAAGCGUUCAAACCUGCAUUGCCAACGUAACAAUUAACAAGGAGAAAGAUCGUCAACCGUUUAUGAUUCUAGAGAUGACGUGCAAGAGGCAGACAGGAUGUACACCCAUAAAGAGAACACAAAAAGUGAUUAAAUACUUGGGCAAGUACCGAGAAGAGGACGUUUAUAUGAUCGAUACGUAUACAUACAUAGCAAACUGUAUCCUAUCUUCAUAAUUCAUAUACUUGUCUUACUGUCUUAGAGUAGAACGACAGUAAAAUCUCAGAGAUUAUUUUUAAAAUACUAUCGCUAUCAUGUUUGCGGUAUAACUUAUAACUCUUCAAGGUUUAAUAUUUGAGAACAGAGCUUUCCAAAAUUACUAUUUUAGACAUUGUCUUUCUUGUAAUGAAAAUAUAUUUUUGAAAUCAUCAAUUGUUCGUGGACGUGCUCGUUCGCAGUCUUACACUCGUCUUUUUCAAGUGGAAAGUAAUGUCAGAAACUAGUUACGUCAAGCGUUGUGAUUGGUUGAAAAGUUGUUGACUAUUUUUUAAGUUUUUUUAUUUAAGUCUUUAAUUUACGAGGCUAACUUAUGGCCCUCGAAAAACGAGAAGCAAAACUAUGUGACUCCGUACCAUGAGCUUGCUCGAUGAUACGAAAGUUGUAGAAUACAGAACAGAGCGAAUAUUCUUUUCUGACAAUCUUACAUAUAAGUAAUAUACAAGCGAGAAUAAGUCAUGCAUGUAAUCUAUAAUUUCUUAGGACAUUUGUAAGCAAAAAUUUCUAUUGUUAAUUAAUAUAUUAAUAGGUAUUUACAAAUAUUAAUAUUUAAUAUCGUAAGAGAAUUUAUAUCUAUUUUAUACGUAGGAAAAGUUUUAAGCCAUUAUUUAUACCAUACUUUAUUUGAAAGAAUAUGUUAACACAGUUAUAUUCAAUUCCAAAUAUUUUAAUUAUACGAGAGA
Actinia tenebrosa (Australian red waratah sea anemone) is the source of this 1627-nucleotide messenger RNA. RefSeq lists its product as uncharacterized. The record is from RefSeq and is a predicted model, not a curated record. Lineage: Eukaryota; Metazoa; Cnidaria; Anthozoa; Actiniaria; Actiniidae.